This is a messenger RNA of Ruditapes philippinarum (Manila clam), 1299 nucleotides long. RefSeq names its product probable G-protein coupled receptor 139. Gene Ontology annotation, biological process: G protein-coupled receptor signaling pathway. Gene Ontology annotation, molecular function: G protein-coupled receptor activity. The coding region runs from base 190 to 1209 and encodes 339 amino acids. The transcript is spliced from 2 exons. The record is from RefSeq and is a predicted model, not a curated record. Gene Ontology annotation, cellular component: plasma membrane. NCBI's taxonomy places the organism in Eukaryota, Metazoa, Mollusca, Bivalvia, Venerida, Veneridae.
AACGUCAUAGUGACAUUUUAUUAUUCAAUUAUUUCAGUGCGUUUUAUCAGCGAUUAUUGUGGCUGCAUUACGUAGCCUUAUUCUGCAAGUGCUGGAAUUACCCAAAAUAUGGAGAACUUCAAAAUAUGACUUUGUUGAGUGACAACAAAUGGAAUAUAUUUAUGAGAAACAAAAGUUAUUAUUUUAAUUAUGACGGAGGAAUUUAAGCUCAAAAUCGUUGAUAAGAUACUAACAAUAUACCCGCCGAUAUUAUUAAGCAUUGGACUUACAGGAAACAUUUUAUCCGUGAUCGUUUUAGCACAGGCAAGUACUAGAAAAACUUCAACUGGUUUUACGUUGAUAUUUCUGACAGUUACCGACACAUUGAUUCUCAUAAAUUCUGUUCUUGUGCGAUGGCUGAGCCAUAUGUUUGAGAUAAAUUUAAGGUCUUCUUCAAAUGGUGCGUGCAAAUUUCAUGUUUUCAUGUCAUAUGUUCUGUUUCAACUGUCACCGUGGAUUCUUGUCUUUGUUACAGUCGAACGAGUAUUCAGUGUGAAAUAUCCGCACAGAGUGAGGGAUGUUUUCACAAGAAAAAGGGUAAUUCGAGGCCUACUUAUCCUUGUUUUGGUCCUUAGUAGUGCGAAUGCCCAUCUUAUUUAUGGAUACGAGCAUGUUUAUAAAGAAGCAUACUACUGUACAGCGAGAAGCAAUCACGAAGAUUUCAUGUUUAAAUACUGGACAUGGAUUGAUUUUGCCCUUGCAUUCGUCAUUCCAUUUUGCGUGCUUCUUUGCGGCAACAUAAUUGUUAUACACAAACUCAAAUUGAGUGAAAGGUUUCAAAAAUCAACUUCAAUUACAACACAAAGUGGACAAGAACUCAGAGGCAACUUAAAUCGGCGAGGAAACAAUACGGCGUCUCAUUUCACAAUGACGGCAGUCAUACUUAACAUAACAUUCUCCUGUUUGGUUUCUCCCUUUUCAAUCUUUGCAAUUGGACAGCCAUAUUGGUUUCCACACGAAACACUAUCAUCAGAAGAAAUAGUAAACUUAACGCUUAUUGGGACAAUAUUACUUAUGUUACUACAUACAAAUAGUGCAAUUAAUUUUGUACUCUACAUUUUUUGUGGGUCAAAGUUUAGGAGAGAUUUUAUGAAUAUAUUUUGUAAGCGACAAAGGUCAUUGUCUGUGCAGAGCUUUUGUUCGCAAUCUCUGAGCACUUUAAACUAUUAAGACGUGGCAUUUUGUCGAUUAUAACACAAAAUUUAAUGCUCUCUUAACAUUUGAAAUAUCAAUAACUACAAAUAAAGAUUCAGAUAACUU